Molecule: messenger RNA, 2154 nt
Organism: Spodoptera littoralis (African cotton leafworm)
Lineage: Eukaryota; Metazoa; Arthropoda; Insecta; Lepidoptera; Noctuidae
Source: the annotation of a GenBank genome assembly
AUGUGUGAAUGGUUAUCACACGGUGAGUGGUGCGAUGUGAAACUCCUGUGCGGCGGGCGCGCAUUCAGUGCACAUCGCGCCGUACUCGCUAGUGUUAGCACUUUUCUGAGACGUCUUCUCCUUUCUUGUCCCACAGAUGAAUCUCCGAUUUUUAUCGCCUUACCAGAUUUUGACCUCGAAGCUAUGUCAUCAGUGCUAUAUUACAUUUACAAUGGCGAAGUUGUUGUCCCAAAAGAAAAGAUUGAAAUGUUCUUAGACAUUGUAAAAGCAAUGCAAAUAUUUGUUGACAAUCAGUAUUUACCGCAAUUAUCGGACGAGUAUAACCAAUUUGAUUUGAGUGGCCCCUGUGAGACAGAUUCAAAGAAAACUAAUGUAUUCACUUUGGGAUACGAAGGCUGUAGCGAUCAACAAUAUAUUAAUAUAAAGAAAGGUAAAGAAAUCCAGGAUGUAUUACAGUAUUCAGCAAGCGAUGCAGAUUGCAAAGAUAAACUGGUACGUAGUCAGAAUCCAAGUGGAGAGCGUAGCUCUUCUUUAGGAAAUCUGAAAUCGCCUUAUGGAGACCGACAAAGGAACUCUUUUCUACGUGAUUUAUUUAUCGAGACAUAUCCUCGAAACGGUAAUGUUAACGGUCUGACGACAGGCGUGCUAGCAAUAUCAAAUGAAUGCUAUCGUGCUCCGGCAUCUGUGCUCUUGACGAAUGCAAAUGGCAAACAUCUCAGCGGCGACGCUUCGCUCUUAGAUCCAUUUAAAAAAGCGAACGAGCACAUCAGUCAUUCGCCUACAGUAUUUCACCUUCGUAAGCAGCAACGAUGCACUCGAGAUGAACCAGAUUACGGUGAAACUAAGAAAACAAUGUAUGAGCAACCUCCUCUAAGACUUUGUUCGUCCAACCAAAGUAAGACACAUGUUUUUGGCAACGACACAAAAACUACACCAAUGAACUUAUUAAUGAAUCAUGUUGCAAUGCCAACAAACCCCUUGCUUCAGUUUGGGAUACAGGAACAAAUUCUAUCGGGGUUCUAUGUCCCGUCACUGGAUUUUAGAAUUCCACCGCCAUUAUUUGAUCCGAUGAAGCCAGUGCAAAGAAACAAAGACUUUAUGAACAGUGAUGAAACUAAUAAAUACAUAGAGAUGACUCCGUCUAAUAAAGUUACUAUUUUAAAUCAUGUACUCGAGAGUCCAUGGAGUCCUCGAACACCAAGUAAUUAUAAACCAUUCCGAAGAAAAACAGAUCCUUCCGUACAAACACAAUGUUCUAAAGAAAAGAUAAUAGAAGCUAGGACUAUUAAUGAUAGAAAUAACAAUGUUCCCAAAACAAAUAUAUCAUCAUCAACAGAUGUAGUUGAAGAAGCUGCAGUUGUCAAUGAGGCGAGCAAAGUGGCCACUGUUUCGAGUCUCUCAAAUCAACGGAGUGAUGACUUCAAGUGUACAGUUUGUAAUCAGGUGUUUACAAGCAGCGACUACCUCGCAGUGCACAUGCGCCGGCACUCCACAAACGCUCGGUACUCCUGCGGAGAAUGCGGGAAGACGUUCUCACAGCUGCGCAACUUCAAGUACCACAUGUCUAUACACAGAGGUACCAGGGAGUUCGCGGCUACCUGUACUGUGUGUGGCAAGUACUUCAAUGAUAGAGGAUAUCUUAGUAGCCAUAUGAAGAUCCAUCGAAACCGCAAAGAAUACAAGUGUACACUAUGCCCCAAGUCUUUCAACCAGCGCGUCGCGUACAAUAUGCACGUGAGAAUUCAUACAGGUGUAAAACCCCACGUCUGCGAGGAAUGUGGCAAGGCGUUCUCUCGGAAGAUGUUACUGAAGCAGCACCAGCGCACGCACUCCGGUGAGCGUCCGUACGCCUGCCCUCACUGCGACAAGCGCUUCGCAGACCGCUCCAACAUGACGUUACACUUGAGAUUACACACAGGUGUAAAGCCGUUUUCCUGUACACUGUGUCCAAAAUCGUUCACAAAGAAGCAUCAUCUGAAAUCCCAUCUGAACUUCCACACUGGAUCGAAGCCUUACUCUUGUCCGCGUUGUAAGCUGGCCUUUACGCAAUCGUCUAACAUGAGGACACAUUUGAAGAAAUGUCGAGCACCGGAGCCUACGACCGACAGUGAUACUCCGUCAACUGUUGCUGAUGUUACAAAGCCAAUAUUGUGA